Molecule: messenger RNA, 1857 nt
Organism: Micromonas pusilla CCMP1545
Lineage: Eukaryota; Viridiplantae; Chlorophyta; Mamiellophyceae; Mamiellales; Mamiellaceae
Product: glycosyltransferase family 47 protein
Exons: 3
Coding region: 1-1788 (595 amino acids)
Molecular function (GO): glycosyltransferase activity
Source: RefSeq, a predicted model, not a curated record
AUGAAUCCGCGCGGGUUCCCCUCCAGCGCGUACUCGCGCGCUCACGCGCGCGAGCACGCGCCGAACCUGCGUCGCCUGAGAGGCCUCGGCGCGUGCCUCGCGAACGCGACCGGCGUCCUCGCGUUUCGCCGCCUCGACGCCAACCCGAGACUCGCCGAUCUCGUCGUCGUCCUCGCGCUCGCGGUCGCCGCGCUCGUCGCGUUCGCGCACGUCGUCGACCGCUCGCUCUCCCGCGUCGCCCCGGACCUCCACGCCGCGAUCGCGGACGUCCCGAGAGUCGCGUCGGAGCGCGUGAGCGCGGCGAUCGUGCCGAGCGUGGAGUACUCCACGCUGCGGCAGCAUUGGAACACCGGCCUGUCCGCGGCGGCGUGGAAAGUGGAGCGGCUCGCGCACGCGCUCGAUCCGAAGUCGUGGAAAGACCACGGGCCCCUUCGCGAUGAGUACGGGCACCUCACGUUCGACGCGCAGUGUCAGGCGCUGAUGAGGGACGGGAUCGAUCCGGGGUGGCCGCUGGCGCGGCCGAGCGACGCGCCAGACGGGAUGGACGGAUCGCCGUUCGCCGACGCGAAGGCGCUGUGCGAUUACAUGAACGCGUUACCGGAGAAGCUCAAGGUGUACACGUUCGCGCUCCCUUCCAAGCUCGAGCGGCGGUAUCAGCUCGCGCGGUUAGCGCCGACGUUUAACCGCGCGUACGACGUCGAAGCGCACGUGAUCGGGGCGUUGGGGAAGCCGCCGUUCGCGACGACGCACGUCGGCGAGGCGACGGCGUUUUUGUUUCCGAACCGCCCCUACCUCGACAGAGUCGCCGACUAUCCGGACAACGGCCGCAACGCCGUCAAAGCGUCGCUCGCCGUCGUCGUGGAGCACGCGAAGGCGACGGAACCGUGGGCGUGGGAGAAGUCCGAGAAGCAAGGGGGGUGUUCGAGGGUGUUCGUGAACGCGCACGACCAGGGCACCGAGGCGCUGUUUAGCGAAGGAUUCCGCGGCGAUAAGCUCGCGACGAGGACCGUCGCGGUCGUCGCGACCGCGGACACGACGACCUGGGAGAACGUCAACCUCACGCUCGACGUGAACCGAACCCUGGACUCGCCCUUCUCGCGCGAGAAGGACGUCUCGAUGGUGUGCUCGCUGUCGUUUCACUUGCCGGCGGACGCGAUUCACCUCGGGGCGAUCGCGCCGUUGCCGACGCCGGGGACGGGGGGCGAGCGGCGACAACGUAACGCGACGACGACGACGACGACGACGGAGCGCCUCGAGAACGAGGACGACCGCCCGAUAUCGCUCGCGUUUCGCGGCAACUCGCGCGGGUUUCUUCGACAGCGCGUCAUCCCCGCGCUCCGCAGCCUGAACCGCACGGACUGGGACCUCGAUUCGGACGGCGCGACGACGCCGUCUGGGUACAUGAAACUCCUCGCGCGAUCGAAGUUUUGCCUCCACGUCCGAGGCACGCGCGUGUACGCCCCGCGACUCGUCGAGGCGAUGCUCUUCGGGUGCGUCCCCGUGAUCAUCGCGGACGGGUACGACCUCCCGCUGUCGUGGUUCCUGGACUGGGACGCGUUCAGCGUUCGCAUGACCGAGAGAGAGGGCGUCAACGCGACGCGGGCGGCGGAGAUUGUCGACGCCGCCGACUGGAGAGAGAAGCACGAGGCGCUUCGACGCGUCGUCGGGUUUUUCAUGUAUCACGAUCCGCCCGUGUUCGGGGACGCGCUUUGGGCGACCGCCGCGGGGAUCGAGCGGCAGAUUAGCAGAGGGAGGGCGUGCGAGAACGCGACCGCCCGCGUGCUGUAGCGAGCGAGGAGUCUCAUCAGAGGCGCCGACGAGUGAUGAGGAGUUUAUCCUGGAACAGCAACAUUUUUC